CUACUUCAUACAAAAAUAUAUGACAUCAGAUUGACAUUCUUGUAUCGAAGAAAAAAGUCAAAGGGACAAAAUGUUUUGCUUUUGUAAGACGUGACGCUGAAUUCCGUGAGAAAAUUUCCACCUAUUAUACGCAGCAGUGAACGGCAGCUGCAAAAUGCUGCAGUUUUUCAAGAAAUCCGGUCGUUCGAACUCAAGCCACGACGAGAAGUUGUCGUCGUCGGCGAUUAAACAGAGAAUCUCUAAAAGGCACUCAAUGCCAGCCGCGACUUGUUUCGAUGGCGAGAUUUUAGAUGAGACCCUGGCAGGAUCUUGUGCAGCUUUCGGCGAGCAACGAUCACGUCUUUCAAAGAAUCUCCGAGAAAUAUUAUCUGAUAAGAAUUGUUUAAGCUACUUCGUACAAUUCCUAGAUGCGAAAAAUGCUCUCUCACCUAUAAAAUUUUUUUUGGACGCGGAAAGUUUCAAGACUGCAGCUGAUUUAUCAAUCUCAUCGUCAAAAACGAAUAUAGCUAAAAAAUCUGGAGGAAAUUGUGAUAAUUGCGAUAGUGUAAGUGAGGAUUGCUCUCCAGUAGCACGUUUCAGGCACCAUGUCACUCGAGAAAUAACUAAGAGCGUUUCGUCCGAAGGAUAUGACAGUCUAUCGUUCAAUAGUUUCGAUAUCUGCGAUAGGUUGUCGAACAGCUCGCAAUCAGAAGGCAAUCUGCGUGACACAGGUCUGAACAAUGUGAAUGAAGGAAAUGACAUUGAUGAAGAUGCCAUUGAAAUACAGUGUGAUAACGCUCCUGAGCUGAAGAAUCUUUAUGAUUUGUCAAUGAAAAAACCACUAACAGAUGAUGAAAAAUCUCGAAUAUGUGUUGAAACGAAUAAGAGGACUAAGCAACGACACAGCACUGAGGAACAUAUUCUCAAUUCUCUUAGUUAUACAGCGGCGGAUUGUAGAAAUGCAUCUGAUGUAUCGGAUCGAUCAGUUGUGAGUGAUUCAAUUCGUAUUUAUAAAAAAUAUCUGAUAACGAAUUCACCGUGCUUCAUACACAUUCCGUCAGCAAUUCUAUCUAAUUCUCUUGCACUCUGCGGUCAACAAGAAGAUGGUAAAAUGAGCUCAUCAAUAUCGGCAGACUGUUUCGAAGAAGCUCAUUAUGUGCUGGAGCAACUCGAACUAAGCUACUUAAAUGAAUUCCUGGAAAGCGUUUUUUAUUGUCGAUAUUGCAUGGAUAUCCUGACGAAUAGCAGUUUGACUAUAGUAGAUAUUCUAUACAGCGAAUCUGCUCUAUUUUAUUUCAUGGAAUACCUAGAACAAGAAUGUAAGCGUAACUGUUUAGAUUUUUGGAUGGCUGCUACAAAUUUCCGCAGGCACUACAAAUCUCUUUCUGCUGGAUUUAGUAAAGCAGAUGCCCAGAAUGACGCAAUGGUUCUGUACGAUAAAUACUUCUCAUUGCAAGCCUCUUGUCCACUGAGAAUAUCAGAUAGCGUGCGGAGUCAUAUUGAAGAAAGCAUUUGCGCAGAUAAUGAUGACGUGGCGGAGUGCUUUGAUCUUCCCUUACGGAUAAUCGAAGGAUAUUUCAACAAGUACUAUUUCAAUGAUUUCUUAUCAUCGCCACUGUUUGCGAAAUACCUGAAUGAGCUUCGAACAAGAAUAGAUGAUAAUGAGGAUCCUGAUUUGACUUCUCAGAAAGCCUUGAAGCGUCGCACUCGUCAUCGUAAAACGCUCUCAGAUUGCACGGGUGAUAACACGAAAUGCAUUCGAAAGAGUUUUAUUUCUCAACAAAAUACUCUCUUGGCAAUGGAGUCAACUCGACCGAAAGGAAAAACGACAAAUUUACCAAGUGGUGAUAUGCAAAUAGACUCGAGGCUUUUAACGAAUCCGGAUUUAUUAUGGCAUCGGAAGAACUGUGCGACAAACGGCCCGUUAACGUUUGGUAGAGUUGACUCUAUGGGGCGUUAUGAACGGGAUUUUGAACCAUCGAAUAUUUCAGAAGACAAAUGGUCACUAACAACUGGUGGGAACCGGUUGAAGAAUGCAGUUCGAAAGCUUGUUAAUCUGCCUGAGGACAAAGUCCAAGAAGAAAUAGCGUGGCAGGUAGCCGAAAUGAUAGUUAAGGACGUGACGAAUAUAACUCUAGGUAGUAGCGAUAGUAACGUACAGAAUGAUAAUGUCCCCAUCUAGGUACACUUUAUGAUUGCGUUAGCAGCAGUCUCGUUUAUGCACAGGAGACUUGAAAGUAUAUUAUCAGAAUAUUUUUUUCAAAAACCUAAUAGAAACAAAUCCCGUAGGAAUGAAUUCACAUUGUUUAAGCUUUCAAGUGUCUGCCUUCAUCGUGCCAAAGUUAAAAUUCCAAACCCCAAAAUUUAAACAUUUCGUUUAUUGCCACUGUCGGCCAGAACUCCAUCUAGUUAGUGUCUGGUAGGGAGUCAUGUUGAAUAAGGAUUACAUUGUCUGGAGUGUUGACGGUGGUAUGUAAUUCAAUGACUUUGGCACUGCAGUUUAUUGUUUGAAAGUGCUGUAAGUUUCGAGUAUAACAUGUUUCCCUUUUGUUUUAUUCACUCUAACGUUGUUGACAGUUGAUAUUUUUAAUAUAUUACGUUGAAAUUUAGUUUUAAAAAAAAACGAAUAAAAUAAAGUUGUGCGAAAUGAAGGGUGAUAAACCACUUCGCAAGUUCCAACUUACUCACCCUUAACGGAAAAUUAUCGUGCAAAUGUGUAUAAUGUAAAUGUGAUUGUGUCGCACAAUCUUUUCAACAAAACUAUGUAUUGAUAAAAUUAAUGUAAAUAUACCAUAUUUUAUAUAGUUUUAGUGGCAAGUAUAAAAUUCGAAAUAUGUAAAAAGUAAUAUUUUGCUAGAAGAUUUUUUCUAAAAUCGAAAUACCGAUUCGAUCCUGCGCAUGUGCACAGGAUGUUGAAUGUCGGAAUAAAAUUUGUGAUUAGCA
Molecule: messenger RNA, 2922 nt
Organism: Hermetia illucens (black soldier fly)
Lineage: Eukaryota; Metazoa; Arthropoda; Insecta; Diptera; Stratiomyidae
Gene: pkaap
Product: A-kinase anchor protein 10, mitochondrial
Biological process (GO): intracellular protein localization
Cellular component (GO): plasma membrane
Source: RefSeq, a predicted model, not a curated record